AUUAAUUCUCUCCUUCCAUCCUUCUCCCAUCUUCUCUUCCAGAGCCACCACAUCCUGGAUGGUCAGCUGGGCAGCCUAAACCCUCCCCUGCUGGUCGACCUGGUCUGGUCGUUGUGUGUCUUACAGCAAGCGGAAGCUGUCCAUUUCCAGACUGUUCUGCUGCCCAAGUUUUUCUCCAGUUUCUUUGGGAAUUGGACUCCGGCCCGUCAGAACUCCUGGCUCAAACUGAUGCACAUCAACACCACGGCCCAACUGGAGUCUCCGGGUUACGACGGGCCCUUCCUGCCACCCGAUAAACUGACCCUCCAGGAUUUGGGGGUCGACCGGAAGCCCACUUCUCUCCAGACCGACAUCAACGCCGUCCUUGCCAAGGUGGCCGGUGAUGAGGCAAAGGUCCGUUUCGAUGUGCACACCCCCUUCGGCUGGAAGCUCGAUGCCGAGAUGCUUCUGGACUCCGAAAACAACCCACUCCCCGUGGCCGAGGGGGGCGCGUUCUCCGUGGAAGGGCUGUCCAAAAAUUCUCUGGCAUCCGGGGUGAGAAGGCUGGUCUUCCUCCUUUGGGAGUUCCCCAACUUCAGCAGCCGUAGCAAAGACCUUCUGGGGCGCUUCGUUAUGGAGCGACGGCACCUCCAAACCGCCGGCUUCAUCAUUGUCGAGGUUCCUUACCACGAAUGGUUCAACCUGAACUCGGAGUGGAAGAAGACCCAGUAUCUGAAAGACAAGAUGCAGAAGGCCCUCGCCAAAGAUUUAGCGGACUAGAACUUUGCAACCGGGUGUAAAGUGCGAGUAAAUGUGAAAUCGCGUGGAAUUAAAUGAUUAUUUUGUACAGAA
This is a messenger RNA of Thamnophis sirtalis, 831 nucleotides long. NCBI's taxonomy places the organism in Eukaryota, Metazoa, Chordata, Lepidosauria, Squamata, Natricidae. The record is from RefSeq and is a predicted model, not a curated record.